Molecule: messenger RNA, 1857 nt
Organism: [Torrubiella] hemipterigena
Lineage: Eukaryota; Fungi; Ascomycota; Sordariomycetes; Hypocreales; Clavicipitaceae
Source: the annotation of a GenBank genome assembly
AUGGCGUCUCUUCGCAACCUGCUUUCGGGCAAGGUUCGCUCACAAUCGGGCUGCUACACAUGUCGCCUUCGCCGCAAGAAGUGCGAUGAAAACCGACCUCAAUGUGAAGCUUGUCAGGUCCUCGAAAUCACCUGUCACUUUGGCGAUGACAAGCCAGAAUGGAUGGACGGUGGUGCAAAACAAAAGGCCAUGGCAGAGACAAUCAAAGCCCAAGUCAAGAAGCAGGCUAGCCAGCGACGAGAUCGCAAGUACAUCGACAUGCUAGAAAAGGGCACCAAGAUGGUGACCCUCGACGAUCCUAGCGAUAAGAGGCCAUCCGUGGCCAAAGUAAAUGGCAUCAGCCCGGGAACUCAAAAUGGCCACAAGACAUUUGAGCUCUCGCCAGGGUCCAGUACCGCAACAGGGACAACAGGCCCCUCACCUGAAGCCCCGUGGCAUAGCCAGCUCUUUGGCGCAUCGCCUGGUAACGCCAGCGGCAAGUCGGGCAUGGAGGGCGAUUACGACGCCGGCCAGGAUACACAUCUCAUCAUGGUUUAUCUCGACUUUGUGUUCCCAUAUCUCUUCCCACACUACCGCCCACCGCUGCUGGUAGGUGGUCGAGGUUGGGUGCUAGAUGUUCUACUCCAUGGGACGCGGUCCAUCUUCUACACAGCCAUUUCGUUAUCGUCGUACUUUUUCGGCGUCAUGUUGGCCAAUGGUGAAAGUAAUCACGAGGAAUGCACAAACCGAAUGGUGCACCAGCUGCAACGCCAGAUGGAGCGCGGAUUGAAGGAGUUGCAAAAGGAUAUCAUGGAAAUCAACGCCAAGAAGCCCAACUUCAACAUCCGCGAGGGUCUCAAGGUGAUGCAGAGCGUUCUACAGAUGCUCAUCUUCGAGGUAUCCACCAACAACAACGACAACUGGAGAAUGCAUCUCGAUGCCGCUGUCGCCCUCUUCAUGCAAAUCCUACCCGAUCCCCAUAACUGGACCGAGAACCUACACACGCUCUGGACGCCGCGCUGGCCACCCCCCGAGAUGGGCAUCCGACGCCCCUGGAGUACUGACCAAGCCUCGAUACGCUUCUUUGGCGUUAACUUGCUGUAUCUCGACGUCAUGGCCAGCAUCACCAUGUCCACUGAGCCGCGCCUGCGAAGCUACCAGCCCUGCGUCAUCCCCAGUACCCCUCCCGACCGCUGGAGUUUAGACCCCCAAGCUGCCAAGCCUCUGCGCACCGAAGAGUUCUUUGGCAUGUACAACUGGGUCCUGCAAUUGCUAGGCGACAUUGCCGCUCUCGACGCCUACAAGAAGCAGCAACGCAAGGACGGCAGCUUGUCCAUGGGCGACUUGAUGGCGCGCGGCCAGCCCAUCUCUGAAACCAUCACCCUCAAUCUGGACCUCUUGGAAAGCCAGGCAUCCGGUAUGGAUAUGAUCACAAAGAACUUGAGUCUCAUCCAGGAUCCCCUGCUCAGCUUGAACCCCUUGUCCGCCUGCGCGCCAAACUUUGUCAUUCACAAUCUCAUCUGGGUCCAUGCCGCAAAGAUUUACUUCAAUGUUGUUCUUUCAGGCUGGCAGCCAUCGAAUCCCGAGAUACGGACCUCCGUCGACCGCCUCACACAGCUACUGUUCGACCUCCCCCACGGCAAGACUAUGCAGACGCUUGCAUGGCCGUUUUGCGUCGGUGGAUGUCUUGCGCCCGCAGAGUAUGAGGGACAGUAUCGCGAAAUGGUGUCUCGCCUAGGCCCGUUGCAGGUCUUUGGCACUAUUCGCGAAGCUCUCGCCAUUAACGAGAUGGUCUGGGCCAGUCGCGGUCAGCUCGACGAAACGUGGGAUAUUGCAAAAUGUCUCAACGUCCUUGGCCAUUCUGUCCUGUUGAUGUAA